Molecule: messenger RNA, 1804 nt
Organism: Oryzias latipes (Japanese medaka)
Lineage: Eukaryota; Metazoa; Chordata; Actinopteri; Beloniformes; Adrianichthyidae
Gene: uts2r3
Product: urotensin-2 receptor 3
Biological process (GO): neuropeptide signaling pathway
Cellular component (GO): plasma membrane
Molecular function (GO): urotensin II receptor activity
Source: RefSeq, a predicted model, not a curated record
AGAGCGGAGAACGCAGCUGCUCUGAGGCAGCACACUGCUCACGUCUCAAACUUCUUGAACAAUCAUCUCCUCCAACUGGCCAUAAAGAGAUCAGACAGAUGAGAAGUACGUUUUAGGAUGGGACUCCGUUUUUUUAACUCUAGCAAUUUCAAGGAGUAUUAUUUUCCUUGCAUCUGGGAUUAAACCGUGCUAAAACUAACGUCUGGCCAUUUAUUCUUCCCUGCCCUCCAUCCCAUCACUUUAUCAUAAAGCUGCUUUAACCCCUUACUUCACAUUAUGGAUUUCUUGGGUUCUUUACCUCCUCCACCUCCUUACACCUUCACUGUAAUGCCCAAUCUUUCAGUUCCUUCCUCCUCUCCCUCCAUCUCUCCAUCACCCAGCUUGGCCUCCACAGCUCUCUUUUGCUCUUUUCUGUCACUUCUGUCCCUGCUGGGCAUCACAGGAAACCUUUACACUUUAGGUCUCCUGUUGAGGCGCAGCACCAGUAGGAGGAGACGCGGAGGAGGGACAGCCUGCUGCUUUGGAAGACUCCCCGUACCAUCCUGCCUCGCCAACUCCGCAUCCCCCACAUCUUCCCCAACCUCCUCCCCCUCCUCUUCUCUUCAUCUCCAGGUACUGAGCCUUGCCCUUGCAGAUUUACUCUACCUUUUCACCGCACCCUUCAUCGUUUACGACAGCCUAGCCUCCGGAUGGGCCUUUGGGGAACUUGGUUGCCGCCUCAUCCUGAGCCUGGACCUCCUCACCAUGCAUGCCUCUAUAUUCACCCUGACCGCCAUGAGUCUGGAUCGGUACAGGGCUGUGGCCCAUCCUCUACAGACCUCCUCCUCCAGCUCCUCCAGUUUGCUGCGUGUUGGUUUAGCAUGGGGGCUAGCAGUGGCUCUUAGCAUGCCAAUGAUGAUCACCCUGCACUUAGAGAACGGGGAAAACCACGAGGGCCAGCUCUGCGUCCCGGCCUGGGAUGAGCAGAGCUCCAAGGCCUACCUGAGUGUUCUGUUUUGUACCAGCAUUCUCGGCCCUGGCCUUGCUAUUGGAGCACUUUAUGCCACUCUGGGGCGCCUUUACUGGGUAUCACAGACACGGCCAGCAUGGGCCAGUGGGAACAACACAGGUUGUCCGCCCCGAGCACCCAAACCAAAAGUCCUGCUCCUCAUCCUCGGCAUCGUCCUGGCCUUUUGGGCCUGCUUCCUCCCUUUCUGGAUCUGGCAACUGCUACCCCUCUACAAGCCAGACAUGCUGCGGACAGUACCGGUGGGGACGCAGGUGACAGUCAAUCGCAUCCUAACAGGGCUGACCUACGGGAACUCCUGUGUCAAUCCGUUCUUCUACACGCUGCUGACUGGAAAACGAAAACGCGCCCGGCAAGUUCUCACAUCAGCCAAUCAGCUCUGCCGCAAGAGCAGCCCACUGCAGUAGAGGCUGCUUCUCUGCACCAGAACAGACAACAAUAUGAAUGAGUGCAUUUAAAACUGCUCCCAUGUGUGCAGAGUUACUGGAAUCCACAACAAACACCAAAGACCAGUGACUUAGCUUUAGCCUGCAGGCAAUGUGAGUAAGCUUACAUGAGUGAUAGCACUUUCUAAAAGGACAAUAUCUCCUGUUAAGAGAUAAGAAUCAAAACAUAAGGAAAUUUUUCCAAUAUUUAGUGAAUGUUUUCCUGAAAUAUAUUAGUUUCUGAAUGCGUUCUCAUUAAAACAUAGAAAACGUUGUUAAAACUUAUAUUAACUAAUAAAAUGACCACAAAGUUUACAUUUUUAACAAUUUUUGUAGUGCUGCAAAAACAGUUUUGUAAAAAAAAAAAAAAAGA